AGGUGGACCAUCGCAAAAACAGUUUCGGAGCAAGUCAACAAGAACCUGAAACACAGAUUAUUGUGCAAUGUCGGAGUUUGGUCGUGAUUGUCACACUCAUCUCUGCAGCUUGUUCAGAAUGCUAUUAUUUUUAAAGUAAAAGUAGACGGAAGGAGAAAUAGUCACCAACUAACUGGAUUAAAGUUAUAAAAAAAAUCUGAAGUAAAAAAUGGAGAGAUCUGCUGGAAGUGGGGUGAGGAGGCUGGCGCUCGCAACUGCAGGAAUCUGCCUUUGUUAUUCGCUGCACCGUAUCUAGCGACUUUAGCCAGCUAACAUCCAUUAUAACUACGAGAAGCGGGGGUUUCUACAUUUGCAAAUCUCCCCCCCCCUCCUCUCUCUGGGAAGUGGAUUCUCACUGUGGUGGUUUGGUGGUCGGCAGUGACCGGGUCAGACGGGGUGUUGGGGGUUUUUUUUGGGGCGUGGCCAGCGCGCGGGGGUCUGACGCCGCGCGGGCGAUGACGAUGGUCUGUGGCGUCCGGGCGGCAGGAUCGUGACAUGAUGGGCUGUGGGACGAGCAAGGUGCUCCCCGAGCCGCCCGCGGAGGUCCAGCUCGACCUGGUCAAGAAGGUGGAGGCCCACAUGAGCCAGCACACUGACCCGUACAGGCACUUCAUCCGGGACGGGGGCGGGGCCAGCAAAACGGGCGGGGAGAAGACGGCCCCGGCCUCGCCCUCUCCCCAGGCCCCGCCCCCUCCCGGCAGCCCCCCCGACCCCGCCGACCCCCGGCGCAGCAAGGCGGCCAAGUACCGGGCCAAGUUCGACCCGCGGGUGACAGCCAAGUACGACAUCAAGGCACUGAUCGGGCGGGGCAGCUUCAGCCGGGUGGUGCGGGUGGAGCACAAGAGCACGCGGCAGCCCUACGCCAUCAAGAUGAUCGAGACGCGCUGCCAGGAGGGCCGGGAGGUGUGCGAGUCGGAGCUGAACGUGCUGCGCCGUGUUCGCCACACCAACAUCAUCCAGCUGAUGGAGGUGUUCGAGACGGCCGAGCGCGUGUACAUGGUGAUGGAGCUGGCCACGGGCGGCGAGCUGUUCGACCGCAUCAUCGCCCGCGGCUCCUUCACCGAGCGCGACGCCACGCGCGUCCUGCAGAUGGUGCUGGACGGCGUCAAGUACCUGCACACGCUGGGCAUCACGCACCGCGACCUCAAGCCCGAGAACCUGCUGUACUACCAUCCCGGAGCUGACUCUAAGAUCAUGAUCACCGACUUCGGCCUGGCCAGCACUCGCAAGAAGGGCAACGAGUGCCUGAUGAAGACCACCUGCGGCACGCCGGAGUACAUCGCCCCCGAGAUCCUGGUGCGCAAGCCCUACACCAACGCCGUGGACAUGUGGGCGCUGGGCGUCAUCUCCUACAUCCUGCUCAGCGGCACCAUGCCCUUCGAGGACGAGAACCGCACGCGUCUCUACCGGCAGAUCCUCAAGGGGAAGUACAGCUUCUCCGGAGAGCCCUGGCCAAACGUGUCCAACCUGGCGAAGGACUUCAUCGAGCGCGUGCUGACGGUGGACCCCAGCUCGCGGCUGACGGCGGGCCAGGCGCUGAAGCAUCCCUGGAUUGUCAGCAUGGCGGCCACGUCCUCCAUGAAGAACCUGCACCGCUCCAUUUCCCAAAACCUCCUGAAGAGGGCGUCCUCACGCUGCCACAGCACCAAGUCCGCCCAGUCCACGCGCUCCAGCCGCUCCACCAAGUCCAACAAGUCGCGGCGCGCCAGAGAGCGCGAACUGAGAGAGCUCAACCGACGCUACCAGCAGCAGUACAACGGCUGAGAGCGUGCCUGCCUCUCCUCCCGGCCCACACACACACAC
Molecule: messenger RNA, 1842 nt
Organism: Megalops cyprinoides (Indo-Pacific tarpon)
Lineage: Eukaryota; Metazoa; Chordata; Actinopteri; Elopiformes; Megalopidae
Gene: pskh1
Product: protein serine kinase H1
Exons: 3
Coding region: 535-1803 (422 amino acids)
Biological process (GO): protein phosphorylation
Molecular function (GO): protein kinase activity; ATP binding
Source: RefSeq, a predicted model, not a curated record